Messenger RNA from Australozyma saopauloensis, 996 nucleotides. RefSeq names its product Eaf7p (gene EAF7). Gene Ontology annotation, cellular component: nucleus; H4/H2A histone acetyltransferase complex. Lineage: Eukaryota; Fungi; Ascomycota; Pichiomycetes; Serinales; Metschnikowiaceae. The transcript has a single exon. The coding region runs from base 1 to 996 and encodes 331 amino acids. Gene Ontology annotation, biological process: regulation of DNA-templated transcription. The record is from RefSeq and is a predicted model, not a curated record.
AUGAGUCGACAAUGGACCGUGGACUCGGAAAUCAAGCUCUUCAGUUUGAUCUGCGACUAUAAGCCCGCAGGCGCUCUCAAGCAACAGAAUCUUGCCCGGAUUCUACAGCAUAUAAACGAAGAAGUGGCCGAAAAGUUCACCCACGCAGAUCUAGAGUCGAAACUAGACAGUCUAUACAAUAUCGCCAACGUGGACAAGAUCGAGGACGACCAGGAUGGCGUCUUGGAAGAUGAGGAUGCGUCAACCACCAAAACUCGUGCAAAUGAGCCUUCGGAAGCUGCUGUAGACGCUGUUCCAGGCAAAACGCGAACAAGGCUGCAAAUGGCGGAAAAGAAGGGACGGCGCCUGGCCAGAUCGUCUGUUGCACGCAGUCUGACGUCUAGAAGUACCGCGGAGCCUCUGAGCAAGGCCAACACGCCCGAUCUUCUGGACGAAUACUCAUCUGAACUCAGCGAUGUGGAAGGUGAGGAGGCCGUCAUCGCCAAAUUGAAGAGCAAGGAGAUGAAGGACGACGCAGAGGUGAAGGAGCCCGUCAGCAGACCCAAUUCGCGUAGGAAAUCGAUGAGGGAACUAGCUAGAGAUGCACCGAAGGAAGUCAAGGAUACAAGAGAAAAGAAGGAUACAAGAGCCAGCAAGGACAUUAAAAAGAAGGACGUUAUAGAAGAUACAAAGGCUCUGAAAGAGCUGGACGGCGACUCCAACAGCAGAGAGGAAAGCGCCACGCCAAGUGCCGAUAAAACGCCAGAGCUAAAACCCCAGCCUGAACAGCCGGAGCCACCACUCACCAGGAAGAGGACACGGGCCAAUGCAAAGCUCGAAGCUCCUGAAGAACUCCCCAAAAAGAAAAUGGCUCGCACGCCGGCGAAAAAGCCCGUAAAGCGCGAAGCGACUUCAGAGGAACCUGAGGCUGCCAAAGCCGAUACUCCGGAGACAGAAGAGGAGCCAAAAAAGAGAAGAAGCGUCCGCACCAUCACUAGACGGAGCCUGAGGAGAUAG